ACUGAUUGAUUGAUGGAGUUACGGCCCCCUCCACACCUCGAUUCCUUUCACUGGCUGCGGUUAAAUAUUUGCCGUGGCGACACUCUUCGGCCGUUCUGCUAAUUAGCAGCCACAGCGUCAGUCCGCGCGGACAGAAAUGAGUCGGUUCGUUCAAGUCACCUUGUUGUUCGCGUUACUGUGGAAUGAAACGAAGCCCGUCGUGGGCGCCACGUACGUGGCCGCCGUGUACGAGCACCACGUGCUCCUGAACCCGCAGCCUUUGGUCACGCGGACACGCGCCGCAGCUCUUCAGCACGUGCGACAAAACCUGGACGUGUACGAAGAUCAGGCCCGCCGGGCCGCGCGCCAGGGUGCUGACAUCUUGGUGUUUCCAGAAGAUGGUCUUCAUGGUUUCAAUUUCAGCCGUUCUUCCAUCGUUAACUACUUAGAAACCAUUCCUGAUCCACAGCAGGAGAGCUGGAACCCCUGCAGAGAGCCGGACCGAUACAAGAACACUGAGGUUCUCCAGCAGUUGAGCUGUAUGGCACGUCGUAACAACCUCUACUUGGUGGCAAACAUGGGCGACCUGCAGCCCUGCCCCAUGAAGUCUGAACCUGCUUCCUCCUGCCCUCCUGAUGGACGAUGGCAGUUCAACACCAAUGUGGUUUUCAGUUCAGAUGGCCUGCUGGUUGCACGUUACCACAAACAGAACCUCUACUUUGAGGCAGCCUUUGAUGCACCUCCACAGCUUGAAAUCGUAACGUUUGACACACCCUUCGCCGGGACGUUUGGCCUUCUCACUUGUUUCGACAUUUUGUUCCAGGAGCCCGCAGUUACUCUGGUGGAGAUGGGUGUCCGCCAGCUGAUCUUUCCCACGGCUUGGAUGAACCAACUCCCCUUGCUAGACACAAUCCAAAUCCAGCGGGCAUUCAGCCUAGGUGCCAAUAUCACCCUACUAGCAGCAAACGUUCGUCACGACCUGCUCAUCAUGACAGGAAGCGGUAUCUACACCCCUUUUUCUGCCCUCUACCAUCAUGCCCAUAAAGGGGACCCUGAGGAGGGUAUGCUGCUGGUGGACACUGUGCCUGUCUUAGAGCCACUUGGCAUGGGGCAGAGUGUUGUGUCACAAGAGGUGGCAGAACAACAAGAAAGUACAGAUGGGACAGUCAUCGAUGGGUACAUCUUAUUUGUUGAUUCUGGAUUCUGCCUCCAAGAGAAUUGUCUAGAUUCUCCUCCACUUUUCACUGGUUCUGCACUUCAUCAUCCAUCCUCCACCACCUUCACCUCAUCCAUGAUGUACGACCCAUUUAAGUUUGUCCUCCUAAGCGGCACAGAGGGCAACCUCAGUGUGUGUGAUGGGUUGUUCUGCUGUCACCUGAAGUACCAGCAGUUAGGAGGCAGCAGUGCAGAGCUCUAUGCACUGGGAGCAUUUGCCGGAACUCACACUGUCAACGGGCGCUACAGCCUGCAGGUGUGUGCACUGGUCUGCUGUGCAGGAUUGGAGCCUGCUUCCUGUGGUCAAGAAGUAGAGGAGGCAGAGUCAAAGAUGGACUUUCUGUUGGAGGGAAGGUUUAGCACUAGAUUUGUAUACCCAUCGGUGCUGACUAACCGUCUUGUUCUGGAGCAGCCGCAACAUCUGGAGAAGACUGUAGACGGCAGGGUGGCCAUGAAACACUCAAACAUGGCUGGAGGUCUGGUUACUGCCUAUCUGUACGGGCGCAUGUAUCGCCUGGACCGUGGUCACUCCUGAGUUCUGGAAUAAAUGUGUCUGUGAGAUGUGUGAAUUGAAAUUGUGUAACUUGUCAGAACGUAAAGGAGAUCUUCAUCAGGCACUGUCAAAUCCUAGUCACAAACCAGCGGCACCAAUCCCUUACUGACGCAACCACAGCCAAGUGGUCAUCUGUUUUCCUAGCUGUUGACUGGCUGAAUGCACCUGAUUAAUUAGCAGUGUGCGGCACAGGGACAGUUGGAAAAUGUGGAAAAAGUGAUGACUACAGCACUAAUCCAUUUAUUUGUAAGAUUGCCAGACAGCUGAGGCAUCUUUGACACAUUAAAUGAAACCUGACAUUUAUGUUUCCUGAUUCUUUCAUUUGUCCGGCCAAUAGCGAUGGGUAGGUUGUGUUGACCCCCUGGUCAGGUGGGUGCAGGUAAGCUUGGUAAAAAAUAUUAGGGGUGUAGGUGGGGAGGGUUGAAAAGCAAAGCAGAAUUUCCAC
Thalassophryne amazonica is the source of this 2192-nucleotide messenger RNA. RefSeq names its product biotinidase (gene btd). The record is from RefSeq and is a predicted model, not a curated record. NCBI's taxonomy places the organism in Eukaryota, Metazoa, Chordata, Actinopteri, Batrachoidiformes, Batrachoididae. Gene Ontology annotation, molecular function: hydrolase activity, acting on carbon-nitrogen (but not peptide) bonds, in linear amides. The coding region runs from base 137 to 1729 and encodes 530 amino acids. The transcript is spliced from 6 exons.